AUGAUCUCUCUCUCUCUCUAUCUAUCUAUCUAUCUAUCUAUCUAUCUAUCUAUGUCCGUUCAUGAUCUCUCUCUCUCUAUCUAUCUAUCUAUCUAUCUAUCUAUCUAUCUAUCUAUCUAUCUAUGUCUGUUCAUGAUCUCUCUCUCUCUCUCUCUCUCUAUCUAUCUAUCUAUCUAUCUAUCUAUCUAUCUAUCUAUCUAUCUAUCUAAGCCAUUGGUCUACGUUUAUAUUUUCUUUCUUUCUUUCUUUCUUUCUUUCUUUCUUUCUUUCUUUCUUUCUUCUUUAUUUCUUUCUUUCUUUCUUUCUUUCUUUCUUUCUUUUGACUCCACAUAUCUAUCUAUCUAUCUAUCUAUCUAUCUAUCUAUCUAUCUAUCUAUCUAUCUAUUGUCAGAAACGAUCAGACCAAAGAUUUCUUUCAAUGGAAAAGACGACAAGAAUAAUCUCUCUCUCUCUCUCUCUCUCUCAGAUUAUUUCCUUCUUUUUGAAGAGCCAAAAAGCAUUGAAAGUGCGAAUACGUAUUAUCUAUCUAUCUAUCUAUAUCUAUCUAUCUAUCUAUCUAUCUAUCUAUCUAUCUAUCUCAUCAUAUCUAUCUCUGUUCAUAUCUGUCUCAGUCUAUCUAUCUAUCUAUCUAUCUAUCUAUCUCAUCUAUCUUCAUAUCUAUCUAUCUCAGUCUGUUCAUAUCUGUCUCAGUCUGUUUCAUCUAUCUAUCUAUCUAUCUAUCUAUCUAUCUAUCUAUCUAUCUAUCUAUCUAUCUCAGUCUGUUCUAUCUAUCUGUCUCAGUCUGUUUAUAUCUAUUCAUCUAUCUAUCUAUCUAUCUAUCUAUCUAUCUAUCUUCAUAUCUAUCUCAGUCUGUUCAUAUCUGUCUCAGUCUGUUUAUAUCUAUCUAUCUAUCUAUCUAUCUAUCUAUCUAUCUAUCUAUCUCAUUGUGUCGGGCUAAGAUUAGCAUCUAUCUAUCUAUCUAUCUAUCUAUCUAUCUAUCUAAAAGCACCCAUAUACGCAAAUGUGUUUAUGUAUAUGUUAUACUUUCUUUCUUUCUUUCUUUCUUUCUUUCUUUCUUUCUUUCUUUCUUUCUUUCUUUCUUCAACCAUUAUCUCUUUCUGUCUUUCUUUCUUCAACCAUUUUCUUUCAUUUCUUUCUUUCUUUAACCAUUUUAUUUCUUUCUUUAACCAUUUUCUUUCUUUCUUUCUUCAACCAUUUUCGCUCUCUCUUCUUUCUUUCUUUCUUUCUUUCUUUCUUUCUAAUCACAAUAUCGCCGUUACUGCUAUACACCAAUAUAUAUGUCAGGAUAUAGAAGCAGCUUUCAAAUAUUCACAAGUGACAUAA
Acanthosepion pharaonis is the source of this 1323-nucleotide messenger RNA. NCBI's taxonomy places the organism in Eukaryota, Metazoa, Mollusca, Cephalopoda, Sepiida, Sepiidae. The record is from the annotation of a GenBank genome assembly.